AUGGACAGGCCGCCCCACUAUGCCGACCCGAGAAGCUCGGCUGCUAGGGCAUCCGCGUCCCGAGAUGACGAACAACCUCCAAGGCGUAACCUGGAUCGGUUGCCUCCCAUUCUGCCCUCGAAUCAGUCGUUGCCUAAACUGUCUCUAGCCAGACCAGAUCCACUUGGCACCCCUGGUAAUCGCCUUGCUCCCAUCAAAGAUGCUGUUGCACCAUCCUUUGCAAUGCAUCGUCCUUACCAUUCCCUGCCGGACCGGUCGACACCUUUCGAAUCCGCUCGACGCCACAGCCCCCCUUUGACGUCCAUACCCGUUGGCAUGGUCUCAGCCGAUCACUCACAUUCCAGACGAUCUCCCGGCGACAAUCGCGCUCUUCCCCCGAGCCCCCUUGCUGCCCCGUCAUCAUAUCUACCGCCUCACAUGCAUCGCACCGAUCCAUACCACCAAGAUGCUCUGCGUGCUCAUGCGUCGUCACACGUACCACACUAUAUUCACUACGAUGCACCACCACCGCACGUCCGUCCUGCCUCCCAAACCGACGCUGUGUCCGCUAGCACUCCCGUCAAGCGGCCACGCGUCUCUUUGGCCUGCCUUGCCUGCCGCAAUCGCAAGUCUCGCUGUGACGGCGUCCGACCGACUUGCAAGACAUGUGCUACUAUGAAAAUCGCCUGCAAGUGGCCAGAGGUCGACUUUCGUCGUGCAAAGACCGGCGAGGCUGCCAAAACACGCAAGAAAAGCCCGCCUGGCCCGUCGUCUCAGCGCUCUCCUGAAUCUGUCGUCCAACAUACUAGAGAUGAGCCUGCCGGUCAGUCUUAUGCUCAUCUCGCCCCAGAGAGAGGUGCGUCGAGCAUGCUGCUGGCCUCGCAUUCGAUAUCUGUCGCACCUUACGCUCCUGUAUCCGUUGUUCCUGCGGAUCCGUCAGCGUUCAGUCCAAGCAUGAGUCGCGACUAUCGCCAUCGAACUCAUUCUGACGGUGAUCGAGAUGUCCACCAUACAGGAUCAGCCAUGCACACGAUCCGCAGCCCUACCGAACGAUACUUGCAUUCUUCCCAAUUCUCAGACAGCCGAUCAGCAUCUUACGGCCACUCCGAUAGCCACACAAAUCCUUACAGCUCCGCUGGCGUACCCGAUGCUCGUCAUGAUCAGGGUGCAUCCUGGAUGCGUGACGACCGCGCACAGUAUUAUUCGCAAGACCAUCGCCCGGCCUGGGAACAGCAGACCACACGACCUCCACGAGCAGUGCCAGAGUCUCGGUCCUCCCGAACUAACUCAGCCGUCAUCCGGUGCAGAAACAGGGCGGCGGAAAUCUCCAUUUUGGCCCGCCCCGCUAUUGAUGCUCAGCGCAUUGCUGCUGAGGCACACAUGCGUCGAGAGUCGAGCCUGGAGGAUCUGGCCGAUGAUGUCCCGGCCGGCGAGCGUCUCGAUCACGCUUUCGCCUCCGACUGGGAUGCCAUUGGAGGCUUGUCGCCUGCAGCGCGGCGUCCUUUCAUGGAUGUCGCCGCCGGCCUCGUCGGUGUUCUUGAGAUCACUAGCGUCGAGGCUCAGCAAGAUGUUGCGCGCACGCCCGCCGGUGAUGCUAGUCGCCUGCAUCUCUUCCGCCUGCGUAAUUCAUCAGACACAGGACCUGAUCUUCGUCACCUAAGCAUCUCCAUGGGCUUGUCUCCGCGACAAGAGCGCGAGCUGCUCGAAGCUGCAACGUCUGCUUCCUAUAACACACUGAGCUAUCCUAUCCCAGUAGAUCGGCUUUCCAUACCGCUUAUCGACGGCGUUAAACGUGCUCUUGACGAGCAAGCACUCGAAGCUGAGAAGAGCCGCAGCGCAGGUGCGCAUGCCCCCAAGACUUUGCAGCCUCAUGCAGCCUCGCCACCACCUCCGGACAGCAUCCCCUUCGUGCGCAAGCAAGACGUCAAGCCUCCGCAGCAGAUUCUUGAGAUGUUUUUCCAGGCUUACGUCAAAGCGAUCGGUGACCAGAUGCCUGGCCUUGAUACAAAAGUAGUUGCAUCUCGCAUUCGUGAUGGGACGGUCUCGCCGCUUCUGGCUAAUGCACUUUGUGCCAUCGGUGCUAGUUUGCACGAACGUGUUGGUCAGCGUCCUUCUAUCGACGAAGCGUUGAGCAGCAAAGUCUACCUCGAGCGUGCGCGCGCGCUCAUUGGCGCGGCUUUGCAGAAUCCAGAUCUCGAAGCUAUUUUGGCGCUUGGGGUCAUGGCGAUUAGGGACAUCCUCAUGGGUCAGAUAGUUUCGUCCACCGUCAUUGUAGCUUCUGCCAUCCGUCUCUGUAUGCAGCUGAACCUUCAUCGAGCACAACCAGCACAGCGAUCGCCGUCACCUGCCUCAGCAACAAGUGUCAACGCAGGUACCGAUUUUGUUGCUAGCGAUGUUUUUUGGAUGAUCUACUGCUUGGACCGCGUCACUUCGAUCGCUACCGGCCAACCUCUUGCUAUCAAGGACGAAGAUUUCGACACUGCUUUCCCAGCCGCCAUGCGCAACGGCGAGCCCUGCAUCUUUGCAGCGCUGGUUCGCCAACUUCAUUACCUCGGACGUCUGGCCGAAGUUGCCGUGUCGACUCAAUUCAGUGCAUCUACUGCGCUUGUCGAUGCAUCGGAUCGUGCGCGAGCUCGGGAGAGGGAAAUUUCUGCCAUCGGCGCGGAUCUCAUUGGACACUACGAAUCGCUACCUGCGGUGCUUCAGCUUGGAUCUACAAAUCUCAGACGCGCUCACGAAAGAGGCGAGGCUCUUUCGUUCUUGCAGCUUCAUCUCACGCACAACAUGGCUCUGCUUCACCGCUUCCUGCUUCCGAGCGCGGUCGCGACCAAUGCCAACUAUGAUGCCAUGCGCUCGGCUGCUUCCGAGAUCGUCGAGAUCUUCAGGCUUGGAGAGGCACUCGAUCCGACAAUGUUGGCAGAUACGCCCUUGUCAGCCAUAGCGUGUUUCCUCUCUGGCUGCGUUUUGAUCUCUGAGAUCGAAAUGCUGGAGGAGUCGAUGCAAGCCGCACCCGGCGGCGACGUCCCUGCUCGAAGUACGGUCGCUCAACUUGAAGCUGCGCAGUCCGCGUUGGCCAGGAUCAGGAGCACGUUGAGUCGGCAUGCUGAACUGUGGCCCGUGGCACGAAAUCUUAUCGAUGUGCUUCAAGCGCAACAGGCCCGAUCAAAGAACAUUACGAUCUCGUCGACUACAAUUGCUGGGCUUGUCUCGCAGAUCGAGGCGAUUCACGUUGUAGUACGUCGACCUGAACACUUGGCUGAUCGGCAGCGCGAGUCGGGUCCUCCCGUGCAAGUGCGCAAGGUACACGACCUGGAGCUGUUGCGCUCUGCUUUUCCUCAUUUGUGCUAA
Messenger RNA from Mycosarcoma maydis (corn smut), 3327 nucleotides. RefSeq lists its product as uncharacterized. The record is from RefSeq and is a predicted model, not a curated record. Bases 1 to 3327 code for a protein of 1108 amino acids. The transcript is spliced from 2 exons. NCBI's taxonomy places the organism in Eukaryota, Fungi, Basidiomycota, Ustilaginomycetes, Ustilaginales. Gene Ontology annotation, biological process: DNA-templated transcription; regulation of DNA-templated transcription. Gene Ontology annotation, molecular function: DNA binding; zinc ion binding; DNA-binding transcription factor activity, RNA polymerase II-specific.